Messenger RNA from Komagataella phaffii GS115, 447 nucleotides. RefSeq names its product Subunit of the RNA polymerase II mediator complex. The transcript has a single exon. Gene Ontology annotation, biological process: positive regulation of transcription by RNA polymerase II. Gene Ontology annotation, cellular component: chromatin; mediator complex. NCBI's taxonomy places the organism in Eukaryota, Fungi, Ascomycota, Pichiomycetes, Pichiales, Pichiaceae. The coding region runs from base 1 to 447 and encodes 148 amino acids. The record is from RefSeq and is a predicted model, not a curated record. Gene Ontology annotation, molecular function: transcription coregulator activity.
AUGACAAGUAUGAGUGCACCUGCGACAACAUUAGAUCAAGUUGAAAAUGAACUAAGUCAACUCAUCGAAACCCUCAUCCAUUUGGGUGUUCAGGUGCACGAUUACGCCGGUACAGCGGAAAGUCAAUUGGGUCUUUCCAACAACAUUAACAAGGUUGUAGAGCACUUGCAAAAGCUCCACAACACAGAUUUGAACAUUCCCAUCCCCGUGGACGUAGUCAAUUAUAUCGAAGACGGUAGAAACCCUGAUAUAUACACGCGUGAGUUUGUGGAGGUGGUGAGGAAGUUGAAUCAAUUUCUCAGAGGAAAACAGCUGGGCUUUAAAUACGCCCAAUCGACAUUGGGACAAAAGAUUGUCAACGAAUUUCCGGAACUCAAAGAGCAGGUGGAAAACAUAAAGAAGAGAACGUUUAUAGAAACGGUCCCCAUGGGCACAAAUUCUUCAUAG